AUAGAUGGUGAAUUCAGAUGUCACAAAAAGAUUGACUUGGCAAUAUUGGUGGAUUGCUCAGCGAGUGUCACAGAAGACCAGUUUGCCGCUACCAAGGAAUUUGCUGCGGAACUCGUAAAACACUUCGAUAUUUCAAAGAAAAGGGCAAACGUGGCUGCUAUCUCAUUUAGCCAGUACGUUCACACGAAAAAGGAUUUCAAAGAUGAUACGUCCCGGGAAUCUGUCUUGAAGGCGAUAGAUGGACUCUACUAUGAAGGAUCCUUGACUAGACUGGAUUUUGCCCUUGAAACUCUACAGGCACGUACCUUCAACAAAGCUUACGGUGCAAGAGCUCCAAGUAAAGGUACUUAAUGCACCCAUUCUCAAAUGCAUUUCCAACUUUUUAUGUUGAAAUUAAAAUUUGCCGGCGACGGCGAUUCCUACCCAAAGGAGGGGGUAUACUCAUAAACUUCGGUUAAAUGUGUGCCACUUAGGGUCCUAAAACUUGACUUAAUUAAAGGAUGAGGCUAGGCAAUCGAAAAUUGAUGCUGAACCUAAAAAAUGACAAAAACACUUGUCAAGGCAAAACCACAGCCGGGACAAACCAGAAAGGGUCAGCUGCAUCAGGAUCAAUAAAUUUCAAUACCAAAUUAUGAAUUAAAACAGCUUUUUCUUUUUAAGCCACCUCCGAAGGUUUGUGAUGCAAACCGAAAUAUCGGGCAAAUAUAAUUCACCAUUAUUUUUAUUUUUGUUUUAUUUCUUUAUUUUUUUCGCUUACUCUUCCUCCCGUAAGGAUCAGUUUGCUGCCAGUUAAUUUAUAAUUGGUACUGAAAAAUGACACCGUAUUAAGAUGAUUCAUUUAUAUUUUUUAAGCUUCCCAUUUAUUCGCGGCCGCUUGGCAAAGUCAAUCUGUCAACCUGGUAAAAUUAAGAACAAAGUUUGUGGCCCGUUAGUUGAUAAUUUAUCAUAACUUUUCAUGCCAAGUUGCUGGUUUGGGUCAAGAGUAAUCCUUCAAUGGAAGAUGUGUCGAACCAAGAACCAUUAUCAAUGACUCUUGUCAACCUGAAACAUCCCGCCACGUAAGGGAAAAAGCUUCUGGUAUUCAGGGUAGUUUUACACUACGAGCAGUCUCUCUUUUUUCUGUAGUCCGUCAAGCAAAACGCGAGACACGCAAAUGGCCACGCGCGUGACUGAAGGCGCGAGACGGGCCGCCCUCGUUUUGCGCGUCUCACGGCUUCGCCGUUCCCGGGCACGUGCAAUGCUCUCACUAAAUCUGAACAAAAAGAGAGACUGCUCGCAGUCUAGGGUAGUUUAUAUGAAGUACAAUCCCAGACAGGGCAAUUCGCUAAUCCCCCGCCCUCUCCUUGCCGGUUCAAGAGGAUCUCAAUGGGGUUAACCGUCAGCUGUCAAACGGCCUAAAGUUCAACCGUCAGCCGAGGAAAAAGUUAUUUUUUUACCUUCAACCGUCAAAAGUGCAGACUAAAAUUAACCGUCCAAAAGUUUCAAUGAAUUCAAAAUCUCACAUUUUAAGCUGAUGUUCACGGACUUCUGGAUCCUGAACAAACUCUAAAGUCAAAAAAACCUGUUCCCAAGUUGUCAAAAACACUUUUUCGAGGCAUUACAGGUCUUGCAAAACCUUACAGUUUGCUUAUAUCUGAAAACAUUUCGAAUUUUUGUAAGUGAAAGGCCUUGACAGCCUCCAAAAGAAAACAGUUAAUAUCAAUUUAUAUAGAAAUUAAUAUUUACUUAAACUCUUGGACUAAAUUUCCACUUUAAGUGGACAUCUUGACAAAAAAAAAAAUAUUCAUUUAAUGGAAACAUUAAAGAAACAAAAUUCAUGCUGCUCGAAAAUUCCCCCCCCCCCACCUCAUAACUUUUCUAAAGGUCCGUCCCUUUAUAGCCAUCAACCGUCAGAAGCUCUAAAAUUUAACCGUCAACCGUCAAAAUCUGAAAAGAAAUAAUUACCGUCAACGUCAAAGCCACCACCCCAUUGAGACCCUCGUUAAAUGACAGAAUUUAUUUACUUGUCGUGUUUUUCGCUAACCUCGUACCCAGAGAGAUCUGAGAUUAGUAAUUCGCCACUUUCAAAACGAGAAGGAAACGGGGACGAGUUAACUUUCGAAAUGACCUCUGGGACUGUUUUUAGGGACAGGGAACAAUUAGCCAAUAGCUGACCAGCGCGAACUCAGUAGCGAUCCCAAAAACAGUUCCUUUAUCGUUUCUGAGUGGGGACACUCUUCCUCUCGCAGAUGUAAAAAGAGUUGUUGUCGCUGUAACAGACGGAUUCAGCACACGAGGAUUUGAGUAUACAAAAGAGCUAACAGACCAGCUGAAGCAAAGCAGAGUUCAGUUUUUCUCCGUGGGAACGUCUAAACGAGUGAAUAAACCAGAGUUGGACGAAAUUUCCAGUCAACCAGUAGACAUUCAUAAACUUAUAGUGGACCUUAAAAAUCGAUCCUUCACUAAAGCCCAAGUGGAGCGCCUAGCGAAAGAUAUUUGUAAAUGA
Porites lobata is the source of this 2485-nucleotide messenger RNA. The record is from the annotation of a GenBank genome assembly. NCBI's taxonomy places the organism in Eukaryota, Metazoa, Cnidaria, Anthozoa, Scleractinia, Poritidae.